Molecule: messenger RNA, 3036 nt
Organism: Dreissena polymorpha
Lineage: Eukaryota; Metazoa; Mollusca; Bivalvia; Myida; Dreissenidae
Product: N(G),N(G)-dimethylarginine dimethylaminohydrolase 1-like
Exons: 5
Coding region: 107-1024 (305 amino acids)
Biological process (GO): arginine metabolic process; positive regulation of nitric oxide biosynthetic process
Molecular function (GO): dimethylargininase activity; amino acid binding
Source: RefSeq, a predicted model, not a curated record
CUAAAGCAAUUUCCACGACACAAAUGUUUUGUACGCGAUUACUCACUUCCUGUUUUGCUUCCGGGCAAAUAUUUUUUUCAAACUAAACAAGCCUUUAGAAUAGAAAAUGACCAUGACCAUGACCAAUACCAUGAAAUCAUCCGCGUUCUCCUACAACUACGCGAUUAUAUGUCGCGUACCCCGAAGUUUCGCAGAUCGCGGAGUUACUUCGAAUCCAAUUGAUUACCAACGGGCGAGGGACGAACAGGCACAGCUUGUGGAUGUUCUUAGAAAAUGUUCGCUAAACAUCAUCGAGCUUGAGGACGAUGAAGAUUACAAAGACUGCUGUUGCGUGGAGGACUGUGCAGUCAUCAUAGGCGGCACUGCGCUCAUAACCCGCCCUGGUCUGAAAGUCCGACAAGGGGAGACAAAAGAAAUCAGAAGAGUUCUAAAAAAUGACCUCAAACUAAGAAUUCAAGAGAUCAAUGAUGGCUCAGCAACACUUGAUGGUGGCGAUGUGCUAUUUACAGGCAAAGAAAUCUUUGUUGGCAUUGGUAAAAACACGAAUGAACAGGGUGCCCAGGCGGUGGCAGAGGCGUUCCCAGAGUACGUAGUGGUGCCCCUGUAUAUGGAGAAGACCAAGGCCCUCCACUUGAAGAGUCUCUGCAGCAUGGCGGGCAGGCAGGUGAUCGCUAUCAGCAGCUCACAGUGCGGCAUGGAGAUAUACAAGCAAAUCAAGAUGCAGGCCCAGUUCAGCUAUGAGCUGUUGAAGCUUGACUCGGACGCUGCGGCUAACAUGAUCUACGUAAACGGCCACCUGAUUCACAGGACCAGGGACGAGAUACCGGACGUCUGCUGGAGUGUGCUAGAUGAGAAGAUUCUCAAUCCGCGCCAUCACACGAGCAUCACAGAGCUGGAGAAGGCACGCGUUACCCUGUCCAGUCUGGUGCUUCUCAUUCACAAGGAGAAGCGCGCGCGGAAACUCGUGUCCAACCUCCAGGACCAGGACAUGGACCGCUACGCCACCAUCAAGACUCUCAAAUAAGGACACUGUAUGGAAGUCUUGAGUAAUAUUAGAGCCUCAUUCUGGGAAAAUAGGGCUUAAUACAUGUGGGAUAAGUGUCAUCCCAGAUAAGCCUGUGCAGUCAGCACAGGCUAAUCGGGGAUGACAUUUUCCGGUUCAAUUGUAUUUUUCUUGUAAAAGAAUUCUCUUCUUAGCCAAAAUCCAGUUGUGAUGUAUAGCGUUGUCACUGACUGCACAGGCUAAUCUUAGAUGACUCUUUUCGCACGUGCAUAAAGCCCAGUUAUCUCAGAACGGGGCUCUUUAUUGUCAUGCGACCAUGUGAAACAAACUUAUUAAAUAUCUGAAUAACAAAGACGGUAGACUGUACAUUAAAAACAAUGUUUUCAUUAUUCCACCAAGGCUGUCAAGUGUGUGUAAAAUGACUGAAGGAUGCAGACUGUGUGUAUAAAACAAAACUGUUGUCAUUCAUAUUUGUCGUUUUCUGACAAAACUGGUCAUAAUGCAUGUGCGUAAAGUGUCGUCCCAGAUUAGCCUGUGCAGUCCGCACAGGCCAAUCAAGGACGACACUUUCCGCUUAAACUUUAUUAUCGGUAAGAAGGGACUUCCUUCAAACUAAAAAUACCAUAAAAGCGGAAAGUGUCGUCCCAGAUUAGCCUGUGUGGACUGCACAGGCUAAUCUGGGACGACACUUUACGCACAUGAAUUAAGCCCAGUUUUCUCAGAACACAACACAUAUUGUAAACAAGACACUCAAAUUAGUUGAGAAUUCAAUUCAAGACACAGACCGAAUAUUUAGAAUAAUAUAAUUAUCAUGUGAUCCUAUGUAAACGAAAAUCAUUUAGCUGAAUAACAAAUAACUAAAGACUUACACUGUAUAUUUAGAGUGUCACUUUCAAAUAACUAAAUAACAAAGGACUUGUGUUGUUUUGUACAUAAUUAUUUCUAUUCAUUUGUUGUGAAAUAACAAGUUGUGAAGCUGGUAAUUGUUUGGUGUGAUUUUUUGCAAACUUGUUCUUGUACGAUUAUGUAAAGUUAAGAUUUUGUAUACAAAUAAAUGUUUUUUUGUGAAUCAUGUACUUAGAAAAAUCUUUUCUUUUUUUUACUAUGUGGAGUUGAACACCCCUAUUUCAGGUUACUGCAACUGUACAAAAAAAAAAAAAGUGAUGUUCUGUUGUACUUUUUAUGAAAUUCCUUAUUCGGUUUUAUCAUACAAUAAUUAUAUAUAAUUUGUAAAUGUAUAUGCUGCUUAAUAAAUUAUAUUUUAGAGAUGUUAAAAAGCAAGAAACCCUGCAAUUAUUUGGUUUUGUAGCUUAUAUUUUGAAAUAAAAGCUUUAGAAAUAGCGGUGCUUAACUGUUAUUUCUUGUAAAUUAUAGUGAUAACUUUAAUUCACUUGUAGUUGUUUUGUUUUCAUAGUAAGUUUGUUGUGUAUACAAGCAGGUCAGGUUUGUGAACAGUAUUGUAGCUACAUUUGAAAAGGGUAGGGUGCUACGUUAUAAAAAAUAUUUUGAAUUAAAAAAGUGAAGUAAAAUUAAUAGAUGAGGUGGUUUUAAGAAAGCAUUUGAGGUAUUAAAAAAAAACUUAAUGAUGUGUGCGAAAACAUUCAUUAUUGACUAGAAAAUUAUGUUCAAUUUUUUUUUGAGAAUUUAUGUUCUAAUAUUGAUUUGGUCCUAAUAAUAAUAAUGGACUGUUUUUGACUUUUGGAGGACAACAGUAUAUGUAUUUAAAGUUCAUGUUGAAAUCACUGUAAUUUACUUUAAUUCAGACUACUUUCCAUAGUCAUAUAUUGCGUAGCAUGUACCCAUGUGCCUUUUUAACUGUGCCAAGCAACAUAUUAAAUAUUGUACUCUUUGUGGAUAUUUACAAUUGCUUUGUCAGGGAUUUGCUUGCUUUAACAGGAACUUAAAAUUUAUAUUUUAAACUUAUUGCAUGCAUACAAGAUACAUUUCCUUUGACACUUCCUACCAGGCUCCAUAUUUAUAAAGCAUGUAGGGGAAAACUUGUGAGAAAUCCUUAAUAAAGUUUAACACCUUAA